ACAAUCCGAAGCAAUGGCAGGUGGCUCAGGAACUCUGACAUGGCUACAGAAAGCCCAAAAUCACAUUGAGAACUCACAGGAAUGGCGAGACUUCACAGUGCAGUUAUGUGAUGCUGCCCAGCAGCAGAUGACUGAGAGCCAUGUCCAUUUCUUCACAGACCUCUCUGCGGCAGAGAAGGCUUUCGACCUUCAGCGAGCUGCCAAGGCCAUCCAAGGAGGAGACCUGUGUAAAGCCCUGAUGUCUCAAGUUAGCACUUGCCUAGAGGAGCAGCUGUACAUUCAAGUUGCUCAUGAACUGCAAGAUGGUGAUCGUCUGAAAAACAAGUCAGCCCUGGUUCUGAGUCACAUCAAGAAUGGAGUGAUGAAUUUGCUGGAGGAAAGACCAGCUAUGAAGGGGAAAUUGCAAGCUUUUUUCAACCAGUCCCUCCCUGCAGACUUGAGAAGGCUCACCUGGAGGCUCCACCUGUCUAAUACCAAAGCACGUAUGGAGUAUCUGUCCCAAGUAGCAGUGAAUAAAGCUAAAUCCCCAAAGGAGUGGGAGAUUUUCCUGAGGUCUCAGGUUCUGCUGUCCACCGAACCCACCUUCCAGCACCUGAAAAAUAACAAAGCAGAGGAACCUCAGGAACCCCUGCAGAAGGCACUGCAGCACAUGCUCCAACCAGCCAUCAGUACAGUCUUUGUAGGCUACCUGACCAUGGAUACGUUGCUUUAUGUCUGGGACCAGGUAAUCAUUGGACUUGAUCAGCCAGCAUAUAACUGCCUCCCUGCAUUCAGCACAGCCUUCAUCUUAUUGCUUCGGGACUAUCUGAAGACAUGUCAGUCACCAGGCCAGGUGGAAACAGCUCUAAGGACUCAAGGGCCAAAUCUGUCUGUGCAAGAAUUUCAAGACGUGAUCAGAAAACACUUCUUCAGAGAACUCUCCAGCCAGCUACACAGAGAUGACAGUGACCCCUUCCCAGUCCAUGCUCCCACACAAGUUUUGCCUCCCUGGAGCUACUUGUACAGAGUACCAGUACCUCCAAGAACCAGACCUCAGGACACAAGACAGGCAAGAGAGGAACGUGAGAUGUUUCAAAGGCAGCACAGGGAGAGACAGAAACAGGAAGAAAGGUUGCAAAGGUUUAGAGAAGAGGAACAAAAGAGUUAUAGGCAACAAGAGGGCAGACUACUACAGCUUCUGGAAGAGACUAAAGGAACCUCUGAAGCACAAAGGAUCUAUCUGGAAGAACAACUAUCACAGGAGAAACAAUUGCGCUAUGAAAUACAGAGGAAGGCAGAGGCACAGAUCAAUGGGCUGCAAGCUGAAAUCAAAAGACUCAUGGACAAGAGGCUUUCUAUUGAUGCAUACUCAGAGGGAAGCCUCACAGCACCUGCACCUUCGCUGCAGUCCCUGACUCCAUCUCAGACGUUGCAUCCUCAACCUUCCCCAGUACAAACACCACCUCCUACAGUUACAGAUGGCACAAAUAGGACCAGGGAAAUUCAUGGCAAAACAGCAAAAACCAUAACACUGGAUCUACUUGAACAACUAAUGCAGGCUGCAAACACAAUGGCUAAUGGGAGCAAUGCAGCUGAGCAGGACUCUUUGAAUGCAGCUACCAAAGAACAUCUUUGGAACUACAACCAAGACUGCAAAAAUGCAGAGAUUGAAGUAUUUGGGCAUCAGAUAAACACAGAAGACAGAGAAAAAAUUCCAGAACCCAAAAGACAACUAAGGGAAAAAUUAACUACAGCUAUCAGCAGAAAUGCAGAGGCCCCUUACAAAGCACAGUUUGAAGCAGGGAGGAUGUUAUCAGAGCCUGAUUAUAUGGGUAUGAUGCUCUGUACCUCGGGAGAACACCCAGCACCCCCAUGUUCAUCCUUGUAA
Molecule: messenger RNA, 1867 nt
Organism: Chelonia mydas (Green sea turtle)
Lineage: Eukaryota; Metazoa; Chordata; Testudines; Cheloniidae
Exons: 17
Coding region: 14-1867 (617 amino acids)
Source: RefSeq, a predicted model, not a curated record